UUAUCUUAAGACCGCGCGCGCCUCUUUCCUCUCUCGCAGUGGGUAAUGGCCUCGGCGGAGCAGCCUCUCAAGAAGCGGCGAAACUACGGACCAGCCGCUCCAGAACCACCGCCCCCACUUCCCCAGUUGCCUCAGCCACCGCCACCGCAAAUCCCAGCGACGGACCAGACUUCCAUCGCUCCAUCGCCUUCCACUCCACCUCAGCUCUCCCAAGCCGAAAUUCUCCUCAGGAGAAGGAACAGAGAUGAAAUUAGAAGCGUCUAUGAAUGUUUUAAGCGAAUUAGGUUUUUCCUUUCUCAGAAAGAGAAGGGCGCUCCCACACCUGAUAUUGAGCAGGCUUAUCUUUCUCUCAUCACUGCUUCGAGAGGGUGCACCAGUGUAAAGCGUAUUGUGGCUGACUUUAUUCCUCGAUACGCUCCUCAUUGCCCGACUGCUCUUGAAGCUGCGACAAGAGUUAUCAUCAAUAUGCACAAUCAGAGCUUGGAAAUAAUAAAUAAUGGGGAGGAUGUUGAUAAUGUUGCGUUUGAGACAGCAAGGGCUUGUAUUAUUGGUUUAGUUGAUAUUUGUGCUGCUGUCAUGUCUAAGGCAUCUACGUCAUCUGUCAUCAGAGGCAUUUGCUUUGAAGUCUUUCAGAAUGCUUUCACCUUUUUUGUGUCAUCUUUUGAGGGAAAAGAUAUAUUUCAGAUUGUAGAUAAAGAAGCUCUUAGAAUUCAAGAUUCUGCAGAUGUUUUCACGGAGUUAAAGCAGAAGUAUACUGAUGAAAAUAUUUUGCCUGUGAUUAAACUAUCCAAGUUACGUGCUAUCAGUCUCCUCUGGAUAUUUUUUCAUUACCCUAAAAACUUAGCUGCAGCUUGCUUUGAGCUUUUCAACAUGGCCGCCGAGGGAAUUCACAAGGACGGGCAGUAUUUCUUAAAUCAGAUUGUGCUUGGGCUGGAUGUUGACAUCACCCAUCAUUUGGAUAAAAGAAGUGAGAACCAGACAAGCCCGAAAGACUGCAAAGAUGAUGUCAAGGAACAAGUUUCAGUCAGUAGCCACUUAUCCGUUGAUGCAUCAUCUGUUUCAAGAAACUGCAUGUUGAGCUUGGUUAUGGGGAAAGAUCAAUCAUUUCGAAACUGGAUGUUUACACAGUAUAAGAGGCUCCGUGACCUGCCGUCCUUUAGAGCUUUAGCAGAUGUAGCAUCUGCUCUGGAGGGAAUUUUUGAAUCAUUUUCUGAGUUAAUGAACAAUGAAGAUACUCAAAUAAAUAUAGACGAGGAAAUGUCUGAUUCCUUGAAGCAUUCUACUCGUAAUAGAGGUGAAAUUUCCAUGGAACUAUCUGAUAAAAGGAGAAAAUUGAGACAUUGUGACUCCCUUGAAGAUGGUUUCAACAAUAAAGUUAGUGGUCAGCAUUUUUCGUCAAUUCCUCUUGAUUGCAAGCACACCUCGUGUUCUGAUUUUGAUGCUGGCAGCUUGAGAUCCAUGGCCUUUGAUGUUCAGGAGCCUGGAGGUUUGCUACAUGGGAGUUUGCCCCCGUCGCAGGAUCCUUUGAGCAAGCACGAUCAUUUGUCUUAUGCAAAAACAUCAUUAGACCUGCAGCACAAUUCUUUUGAAUGUACAAAGCAUUCAAUUGAUGGGAAUCAAGUUUCAGGUGUUGACCGCAACUUUCCUGCUCAGAGAUUGUCUGCUGGAGAUAUCAAUAAUGAUCUCGUGCCUCCUAGGCAUCAACAAUCGGUGCCAUGUAGUUCUACAACUUGUCAGAAUUUGUGGUUUUCUGAUGGAGAUUCAUCAGCCAUGGAUAUCUUUUCUGCUUCCAAACAGCUAUGGGUGGGCCUUAUUGGCCCUGAGGUUUCUGAAGGUCACAUAAGGUAUCAAUUUGAGAGGUUUGGUUACAUUGGACAUUUCUUCUUCUUUCCAUUAAAAAGGUUUGCAGUGGUGGAGUAUGGUCACAUCAUUGAUGCCAUAAGGGCACGUGAAUAUAUGCGCGGACAAUUUCAAUGGUGUGUAAAAUUCAUGGAUAUUGGUUUAGGAACUAGGGGUUCCACCCACGGGGUUGCAAUUGGUUCCAGUUUGCAUGUUUAUGUCGGAAAUGUUUUGAGCUACUGGAUGAAGGACGAGAUUCUGCAUGAGACAAGGAAAGCACUUAACAAGGGUCCAUACAUGGUCUCUGAUCUUGGCAACGAGGGAGCAUUGCUGAUGGAAUUUGAGACUCCGGAAGAAGCUGCAGUUGUAAUGGCACAUCUCAGACAACAUCGAAGGGAAAAGAAUAUUCACUGGACACCACCAAAUGCAGGACAAAUGAAUAUUGCGCCUCCUUAUUUAGAUGGAGGAAGAUCUGCUUGUGCCCCUGGUGGUGGUAACAUGAGAAGCAACAAUCCUGGGAACAUGCCCAGUAGUAUGAUUGGGUCGCCUCAUGCACCAAUGGUACCAGAGAGUCCUAACUUCAGGUCAAGAAUGUCAGAAUUAUCUUCCUUGCUCUAUACACUGCGUGCAAAAUACAGCAUCAAUCAAAAUUCAAGUUAUUUUGAAAACUACAUUUCUGGAAGUUGCAAUACAUCAAUGAGGGAAGAAGACAGAACUCCUACUAGCACUCUCUGGGUUUCUUUUCCAAAUUGUAAUUCUCCUUUUGUCACUGAUGAAGAAUUGAUGAAGAUAUGUAAUCUUGCCAUCAGCAAUACUGGGUCUGUUGUGAGGAUGACUCGAGCAAGUGUACAGGUGGGCUGUGGUUGGUUUGUUGAGUGCAGUAGCGUAGAUGCUGCUAUCACCAUCUUGAAGAAUCUCCGUAGUUGUCCUGGAAUUUUCCUUCGAAUAGAAUUCAGUUCACCAGGAAGGUUCCAUGCAGCACCUUUUCUGAGGAACCAUGAAAGUUGUGCUAUGGAGCUUCCAUCUCCCAGAAUAUUACACGAGAAUCAUGCAAUACCUCAGCAAGGUGGAUAUUCCUAUCAGUCAAACUGGGCUCCUUCUGGUCAAACGGAGAUGCUUGACAUAGGGGUUGGAAAAACUGAUGCUUGUGAAAAAAACGUGCUGAUAGAUCAUCCGCAAGGUGGUCACAUAGUGUCUGGAACCAUUCCAUGCUUGCCCAUAUCAACAAUGGGACCUCCUGCUCCACCACCUCCACCUCAGAUUCAGCCACCUCCAUUUGUUCGAUCCCCAUACCCUCCUCCAAACAGUUCUUGGGAUCCAAGGGGUUUAAACCAUCCUUUGCCUUUAAAUCCAAUAUCACCAAAUGUCAUACCUAAUACUUAUCCAAGUAAUUCUGUUCCAUGCCCUCCCUUUUUACCUGCUUCCGUGACACCUCUUUCUCAGAUACAAGGAACUCCGAUGCAGCAUCUAGACCAUGUUUUCCCCCAUUCUGUUGCUCCACCUUCAAUAUCCUCUCUACCACCUUCCCAGCCAGAGAUGCCUCCUCCUAUACCUCCAUCCCCACCACCUUUGCCUCACUCACAACCACCUAAUAUUCCCCCUCCACCCAGUUCUCCUCCCCCUCCACCUCCACCCCUAGCUGCCACAGGAGCCAGUGAAGUAGAAAGUUGUAGCCAGCAUGUUCAGUAUCAAUGGAAAGGAGCACUUUGUAAAAGCGGGGUUCAAUAUUGUUCAAUUUAUGCACAAAGAGUGGAUUCCCAAGCUUGCAAAUACUUAAAUGCUGGUCCAGAACCUAUCGAGUGGCCUGCAAAAUUAGAUAUGACCAAACGCACAGAUUUUAAGCAUGUGAAGUCGACUUUCACCAGCACAUCACCAAGUAAAAGGGAGAUAUGUCAGCUGAUCCCAUCUUCUGUUGGAGACCAUAAAGGAUUUCAAGAUUUUGUAUCGUAUUUGAAGCAGAGGGAUUGUGCUGGAGUAAUAAAGAUACCGGCCACUAAAUCACUAUGGACAAGGCUUCUCUUUAUACUUCCAUAUUCACAGGACUCAUGUUCUCUGCUCUCAAUUCCUCCAGGUCCACCAGAUAGCCUGAUUGCCUUGGUUCUUCCCAAAGAAACAAACUUCGAAUGGGUUUGAUUAAGGUUGCACGCGAUCUUGUGCCAAAUGGGACAAUGUAGACUAUUAGACAACUCUCGUUGAUGUAAUCAUCUUUGUAAGCUAGACGAGAGUGUAAAUUUUGUAAGGAACAUACAAAUUUUGACUGUUAUUGCUAGGAUUGUCGCUUCCUGUGUAUUCUGUGUGCUCACUUUUCUUGAAACUAAGGUCUUCUAAGAGUGCUUGAAUGAAUUCAGAAA
Molecule: messenger RNA, 4190 nt
Organism: Cucumis melo (muskmelon)
Lineage: Eukaryota; Viridiplantae; Streptophyta; Magnoliopsida; Cucurbitales; Cucurbitaceae
Exons: 8
Coding region: 46-3972 (1308 amino acids)
Molecular function (GO): ubiquitin binding; nucleic acid binding
Source: RefSeq, a predicted model, not a curated record